UGAGGUAACACACCCUCUUCCGGCCAACUCUGCUGUCAGUUCAAAUGUGUCACUUUCUGCCAUUCAGUCAAAUAAUCGAUCGCUUCACUUUAAAACAGACCGAAGUUGAAGAGGAAAGACGACAGGCGAAAUGGUGCAGCUGACGAUGAUUGUUCGUGUCGCCGACAGCCUGCCGCUCGCUGCAUCAAUGCAAGAGGACGAGCAGUCAGGGCGAGACUUACAGAGAUACCAGAGUCAAGCCAAGCAGCUUUGCCGAAAACUGAACGAGCAGAGUCCUGCGCGCUGUACUUUAGAGGCCGGAGCCAUGUCCUUUCAUUACGUCAUUGAGAAGGGAGUGUGUUACUUGGCCUUAUGUGAAGCAGGAUUCCCCAAGAAACUGGCGUUUGCCUAUCUGGAGGAUCUGGAGGGAGAAUUCAGUGAGCAGUACGGGACAAAGGUCCCUUCAGUGUCACGGCCGUACUCUUUUAUCGAAUUUGACACAUACAUUCAGAAAACCAAAAAGUCUUACAUAGACAGCAGAGCACGAAGAAACCUGGGCAGCAUCAAUUCAGAGUUACACGAUGUCCAGAGGAUCAUGGUUGCUAAUAUCGAGGAAGUGCUCCAGCGUGGAGAAGCGUUAUCUGCCUUGGAUUCCAAAGCAAGUAAUCUGUCCAGCCUUUCUAAGAAGUACCGCAGCGAUGCAAAGUACCUCAACACUCGGUCCACCUAUGCUAAAGUGGCCGCCGGUGCCGUGAUCUUCAUCACACUCAUCGUUUAUGUGCGCUUCUGGUGGCUGUGAAUGUAUGUGACAAAUUCAAGCAGAAACUCUCAGGGCCUCACUCACAAAAAUGGCUCGGACACCAGAGUCUGUUCUGGCCUUAAGAGUGUGCCUGUUUGAGACACUGAAUGUAGCGGUCAAUGAGUUUUGUCGAGUUAAUCAUGCUGUUGUCUUUUUACACUUUUGUUGUAACGUAUAUUAGGUGUAGGUGCCUUGUAUAUGUUCAGGAUGUUGAUAACAGCUAUGCAAAGUACAUGUGGAGUUUAUAGGAAAUCACAUCUGUAUCUGGAGAAAAAGUUAUACAUCUUUGUUGGGACAGAGCCCACUAUGUCAAAUAUAUUUUUAGUUUGUGACUUGUGUAAAAUGUGAAGGUGCUUUUCAAGGAACAUCAGAGUAAAUUCAGACAAAUGUACUGUAAUGGUUUAUUGCUUACAAUUAUCAUUACAAAAUAGUCAUACUCAACGCAUUCACUCACUUAACAUGGUUCAAGAUGAUAAUUGGUCAUUUAUGUCUGACAGAGUAUAAAUACAUACAUUUGUUCUUUGAUGAAUAACAAACGAACAGCUGCUCUUGAUGCACUGACCAUUUCUGGUGGAAAUCCACAUUUCUUACUGUAUUUAGACAAUGAGGUCAAAGUCAUCUCGCUGAAAGAACAAAAACAAAAUUGUAAUGUUAAUGAGCAAUUAGUUCAAAUAGGGUUUAUAGCUAUUUUUAAUAAUUUCCUAAUAGCAUAAAAUCAGAUUCUCUCGGCGCUUAUAUGAUUACACUGUAUAUAAAAAUGUCAUUCUACAAAUUUUAGUGCCUUUAAAAACCUGUCUGAUGUCAGACUAUUAGUCCACACAGGGAGGGAUGCAUGUUAUUUUUCUUAACUAAUUUCAUUAAUAAAAGGUUUGCACACUGCUUAUUUUUAAAGAAAUUAGUUUUUAU
Sinocyclocheilus grahami is the source of this 1684-nucleotide messenger RNA. Its product is annotated as SEC22 homolog B, vesicle trafficking protein a. Gene Ontology annotation, biological process: retrograde vesicle-mediated transport, Golgi to endoplasmic reticulum; endoplasmic reticulum to Golgi vesicle-mediated transport. Gene Ontology annotation, molecular function: SNAP receptor activity. Bases 131 to 778 code for a protein of 215 amino acids. NCBI's taxonomy places the organism in Eukaryota, Metazoa, Chordata, Actinopteri, Cypriniformes, Cyprinidae. The record is from RefSeq and is a predicted model, not a curated record. The transcript is spliced from 5 exons.